This is a messenger RNA of Thrips palmi, 1033 nucleotides long. RefSeq names its product 39S ribosomal protein L10, mitochondrial (gene mRpL10). The transcript has 5 exons. Gene Ontology annotation, cellular component: mitochondrial large ribosomal subunit. Lineage: Eukaryota; Metazoa; Arthropoda; Insecta; Thysanoptera; Thripidae. Bases 133 to 876 code for a protein of 247 amino acids. The record is from RefSeq and is a predicted model, not a curated record. Gene Ontology annotation, biological process: translation. Gene Ontology annotation, molecular function: structural constituent of ribosome.
UUUGUUUUUGCACCGUCAGGUUGGUAUACAGCAGGUGUUCUAGCAGAAGCAGAAAGAGUCUGCUGGCAUGCUUCAACUAAUUUAGAUAGUGGUUUAUAUUCAUUUUUUCCUGUAAUUGAUCUUAGAAGAGCCAUGGCAACCUGCACUAAUAAAGGUUUUCUUCGAGUUUUCCCUCUGGUAUACCAACAGGUUCGAUUUUCAAGAAACCGUCCAAAUAUUCAACGACCCAAACAUCCACAUUUUCUCAAAUCCAAAUUAUUGGCAGUUACUAAACCGAUUUAUGAGGAGGACACCCGUCCUCCCAUUGAUAAGUGUUUGAAACCUGUUCAGAUCAUGCCCCCAGUUGACCUUGAUGCACUUGACAAGAUCUAUGCCUCUGAACUUCGUGACAUGUUUAAGACAUCUGCACUCUCCGCUAUUUUUACUCGGUGUAACUAUGAUUUUCAUGAAAUGCAUCAGGCCAAGAUACUCUUCUUUAAAGCCAAUAUGAAAAUAGUUGUCCGAAAUAAACACAUAGUAAAGGAAGCCAUUGGUGAUACUGAGUUCCGAAACCUGCUACCGCUCUUUGAUGCUGUUAAUUUUAUGGUGUUUUCACCUGAAGCAAAUAUUUCUUCUCUUGUUUCUAUCAAUCAAAAACUACCCCACUACCAUCUACUGUGUGCUGUUGUUGAUGGAAGAAUCCUUAGUUUUACCCAGUUACAAUCUUUGGCUUCUAUCCCGGAUAUCGACACAGCUAGAGCAAGUAUUGUUCAAACUCUUCUGAGCGGUGCUCAGAGUGUAGCACAGGGUCUCCAGUCGCACCAAAACACCUUGGUUCAACAACUCAAGCAGAGAGUUGAUCAACUCCAAUCAACACCUGAAGGAAAGGACCAAUAAUUUAACCAACAAUUUAGAAGUUACUUAGAUGAAACUACCUUAAAGUUUUCAAUUUACUUUUAUUAUAAAUUCUUGAGAUUGUCUGAUGAACUAUUAUAGUACUUUUGUAAAAGAGAUUACAAGGUACCCAUACAUUUUCAAUAAAGUGUACAUAAAA